This is a messenger RNA of Helianthus annuus (common sunflower), 3021 nucleotides long. Its product is annotated as probable LRR receptor-like serine/threonine-protein kinase At1g07650. The transcript is spliced from 19 exons. Gene Ontology annotation, molecular function: protein kinase activity; ATP binding; protein binding. The coding region runs from base 1 to 2832 and encodes 943 amino acids. Gene Ontology annotation, biological process: protein phosphorylation. The record is from RefSeq and is a predicted model, not a curated record. NCBI's taxonomy places the organism in Eukaryota, Viridiplantae, Streptophyta, Magnoliopsida, Asterales, Asteraceae.
AUGAAUGGCAAAGUUGUUCCUGGUCCCGAGCUGAAAGGAGCUGAAACUGUGGAAACAAUGCUUGUCGGCGCUGUAGUUUGCGUACUAACAGCUGUGAAUCCCGAAUUCAUAGAACCCGAGGCCGCCAUAGAUCAGAUUGUUGCUCAAGAAAUUCACCAAAGUGGAGGGUUUAAGACCGGAGCCUGUAAAUGGAGGGUUUGGAUCUUGUAUAGCAGCUGGAAAUUCUACAUGCAAAACAGUAAACCGUUAGGCUCGCCGCAGAGAUGGGAGGGCUCCUCUGCGACCACCCUCUGGCGUGAGGAUAAGUAUGGUGAUCUAUCUUCAAAUGAUUUCACUGGACAACUACCGGCUGCACUUGCAAAACUUACCAACUUGGCUAAUGUAAGAAUACGUGACAACAAUUUCACUGGAAAGAUACCGAACUUCAUUAGUCAGUGGAAACAAAUUCGGAAAUUGCAUAUACAAGGUUGUUCUUUUGAGGGGCCUCUUCCUUCUAGCAUCUCUUUCUUAACCAAACUGGAGGAUCUCAGAAUUAGUGAUUUGAAAGGUGAGGCUUCUACUAUCCCAUCACUGGAGCAAAUGAUACGACUGGAUAUAUUGAUACUUAGGAAUUGUUUGAUCUAUGGGACAAUUCCUAACUACUUUGGGGAUUUCAUGCUUCUGACUACUUUAGACCUCAGUUUCAACAAUUUGACAGGUGGGAUUCCAUCAUCUUUUUCUAAACUAGAAGCUGAGCACGUCUAUUUAACUAAAAAUAAUCUUACUGGACCUGUGCCUGCAUGGGUAUACUCAAGCACCAAGGACGUGGAUAUUUCGUGUAACCAUUUUACUUGGGACCCUUCUGGUCCAAGAAUAUGUGAACAAGAGAAGAUAAAUGUGGUGGAGAGCUAUUCUUCGUCGUCAACAGAUAAACAAUACAAUAUUCAACCAUGUCUAAGGAAAGAUUUCCCAUGUAUUAAGUCAGAUGUAAAGAAAAUCUAUUCAUUGCGCAUCAACUGUGGGGGAAAAGAAGUAUAUAUAAACAACACUAAAUACGAAUCUGAUACAGAGAAAAAAGGUGCCUCGCCAUAUUACAAUGCUGGAAAUUGGGCAUUUAGCAGCACAGGAAACUUCUUAGAUGAUGACCGUGAUUCUGACAUCUAUAUUCUUUCCAACACAUCUAGUCUCCAUAAUACAUCCACAUUUGAUACCGAUUUAUAUACAACAGCACGCACCACCGCUAUUUCUCUUACUUAUUAUGGAUUGUGUCUUAUAAAUGGGAACUAUACUGUCAUGCUCCACUUUGCAGAGAUUGUUUUCACCCAGUAUAACUCAUUUAACACCCUGGGGAGGCGUGUAUUCGAUGUUUAUGUGCAGGGAGAGUUAAAACUAAAGGAUUUUAAUAUAGAAAACGAGGCUGGAGGCGUUGGUAUGACAGUUAUUAAGAGGUUUACGGUUAAUGUGAAAAAUAACACACUCAAAAUUCAACUUUAUUGGGCUGGAAAAGGCACAACCAAUAUUCCUAAAAAGGGAACUUAUGGUCCGAUUAUAUCAGCUAUAUCGAUUGACCCCGAUUUUGAGCCACCAAAAGAUGAAAAAAAGAUGGAAGUUGGUUUAAUAGUUGGAACGGUUGGUGGAGGACUUUUUUUUGUACUUUUAAUCAUUGUUAUCUUGUGGAGAAAAGGAUACAUUAUGGGGAAAAAAACAGAAGAGAGAGGUAAAACCUUUAAUUUUGAUUCUAACGAUCGCAACAUCUUUUGUUUAGCAGAACUUAGAGGCAUAGAUCUACAAACAGGCAUUUUCACUCUAAGACAAAUAAAAGCGGCAACAAAGAACUUUGAUCCAUCAAACAAGCUUGGAGAAGGUGGUUUUGGUGUCGUUUACAAGGGUCUAUUGUCGGAUGGGACAAUAAUUGCAGUAAAACAACUAUCAUCAAAGUCUAAACAAGGAGCCCGCGAGUUUGUCAAUGAAAUUGGCAUGAUGUCUGCAAUACGACACCCAAAUCUUGUCAGACUUUAUGGAUGUUGUGUUGAAGAGAACCAGAUGUCUUUGAUUUACGAGUACAUGGAAAAUAACUGCCUAUCUCGUGCCCUUUUAGGGACAGACAAAGUAUUAAAAGCAAAGCUGACAUGGAACGUGAGGUUAAGCAUAUGUAUAGGGAUAGCUCGGGGUUUGGCUUACCUUCAUGAAGAAUCACAUAUGAGAAUCAUACAUAGGGAUGUCAAGGCUAGCAAUGUUUUGCUUGAUGAAAAUUUCAAUGCAAAAAUAUCUGAUUUUGGUUUAGCAAAGCUUAAUGAUGAUGCAAAUACCCAUAUCAACACUCGGGUUGUGGGAACAAUGGGUUAUAUGGCUCCAGAAUAUGCCAUGCGUGGUCAUUUGACUACUAAGGCAGAUGUUUAUAGUUUUGGAAUUUUGGCACUAGAAAUUGUUAGUGGGAUAAGCUGCAACAAAAGCUUCAGCUAUGAGACCGAAGAAUGCCUUUACCUUUUUGAUUGGGUAUGGCUUUUGCAUGAGAAAGAAACUUUAUUAGAACUUGUUGAUCCAGACUUAGGAUCCGAGUAUUCAUCAGAAGAAGCAUUGACGAUUAUACAAGUGGCCCUUUUAUGCACAAAAGGAUCCUUCCGUAGACCAACCAUGUCUCAAACCUUGAACGUGCUAGAGGGUCGAACCAACAUUCAAGAUUUGGAAAAGGAACUACUUUCUUCAACUAUGCACCACCCUGAUAACAAGCCCUUAAUAAAACAACUUUGGCCAGACUAUAGUGAAAUCCGCCCAACGCGUGGGGAACCACAUACCGAGUCCUUCAUCACGGAGUCCUUCGUCACAGAGUCCUUCAUCACAGAGUCAUCAUGACUACACCCUAAUGCAUAUAUGACGAUGUGUACGGACUAAAUACUGUUCUAAUAUAUUUAGGCAUUUUCUCUUUUGUAGUCAUAGAUGGGACAUAUAGAUUUAAGCAUCAACAACUCAUCAAAGGGUGAGUUUUGGGCCUUCUUUUUGUAUCCAGAAUGUUGAAUUACAGCUUUGAUCGAAUCAUAUGUU